This is a messenger RNA of [Torrubiella] hemipterigena, 1693 nucleotides long. The record is from the annotation of a GenBank genome assembly. Lineage: Eukaryota; Fungi; Ascomycota; Sordariomycetes; Hypocreales; Clavicipitaceae.
GACAUAGCUACAACAAAAAUAGCAUCAGUUGUCGCCCUCGUUUAAGGCUCGUUCCUUAUCUCCGUUCUUCUUCCAACUUUCUUGACUCUUCUUCUCUGUUCUCUGAUCAUUAAGACGAACAAUCAGGGGGCAUCUUUUUUAACUUGCUUAAGUAGGGAAGCGAAUCCACAUCCAACUAGAGUCACACCAUCACAACAUCAACAACAACAACAACAACAACAACAAACGAGAGCAAACAGCAAGCAUUUCUAAGACCUUCAGUCUGCACCUCGACAACAUGGAAGCUACAGCACCUUCAGAAACACCCACUCAGAAGCCCGGAGCUAUGAAAGUCAUCAUUGCCGGUGCAGGCAUAGCAGGCCCAUCGUUGGCAUUACUUCUGAGCCGUCAGGGUCACCACUGCACCAUCAUUGAACGAUCUCCUGGCCUCCGAGCAAAGGGCCAGCAGAUUGACAUUCGCAAAGAGGGGGUCGAAGCCGCGAAGCGACUGGGCAUCUUUGAGGAGGUCAAGAAGCAUGUCGUCGAAGAGGGCGGCAUGCAAUUCGUCAACUCGCAGGGCAAACAAACAGCGUGCUUCCCCAAGAUGGAUCCCAAAGACGGCCAGCAAGGCUUUAGCAGCGAGUAUGAAAUCAUGCGCGGCGACUUGUGCAAAAUCCUUCACGAUGCUACAAAAGACGACGUACAAUACCGCUUUGGCUUGGCCAUUACCGAGUAUGAGAACCAAGAAGACCGAGUCAAGGUGACCCUUUCCGACGGCUCCGUGGAGGAGUGUGAUAUGCUUGUUGGUGCAGAUGGCCAGAGCUCUCGAAUCCGCAAGAUGAUGCUCCAGGAUGAGCCACCAGAGGUUAACAAGACGCGAGAUUUGGGUCUCUAUGUUGCCUACUUUACAAUCCCUCGUCGAGAUGAUAGCUCCGACUUUGGCACCGUCUACACUGCCGACAAACGCCGCCAGAUUCUGACCAGAUACCAUAGCAAGACACAUGGUCAAGCAUAUUUUGGUACCAUGGAGAAUGGCGAGGAGAUCCUGGCCGUGCUCAAAGAAGACACCACCAAACAAAAGGAACUGUUUGCCAGGAUUUUCAAGGACGCCGGCUGGCAAGCUGAGCCCUUGAUUAAGGACAUGAUGGCAUCUGAGGACUUCUUCUGUCAAUCCACGACGCAAAUUCAGACCACCAUCUGGUCAAAAGGACGCGUUGUUCUUUUGGGUGAUGCAGGCUACGGCCCAACUCCUCUAACUGGCAUGGGUACCAGUCUUGCUCUCAUGGGUGCUACAAUCCUUGCUGGAGCCAUUGGCAAACACCAAGGUAACCUGCAAGCUGCGUUUACAGAGUACGAUAAAGUACUUCGACCCGUUGUGGAGAAGACGCACCAAAUUCCUGGCUUGCUUCCAGGGAUUGUUUAUCCCAAGACUAAAUUUGGUGUAAAGGUGAUGAACCUGCUUCUUGGCACAGCAACAUCAAUUGGCCUAGCCAAGAUGAUUCAGGCGACGACCUUGAAGAAUAAAGACGAAUUCAAAUUGCCAGAGUACAAUGAGGUCUCUGCCUGAAACCAAAAAGAAAUACACAUUACAAUUGAAUUGAAUAUAACAAAAGGCAACUCUCUACUUAAUCUAGGCAUACACAGCUUCUAUAUCACAGCUCUAUCUAAUACAAGAAUAAUCACCACGAACAUCACCACCUUGUUGACCAUCCAA